AUGGUUGUAACUAUUAUUAAACAUAAACCUCGAAAUAAGAGAAAAGCUCUCUCGGCCUUGAAAGAUGAAAAUGGCGGUAAGAAAUCCAAAUUGUCUGAAUAUUCCAGUAAGCAAGCUGUGGAUGAUAUAAUUGAAUCUGUGGAUGAUAUGUCUAACCCAUUAUAUGAACUGCUGUCCAAUGAUUUCAAAUCGAAAGAAGAAUUCACUGUGAAUGAUAUUGCAAUGAUGUUUAAGUCGCUGGCUGAAACGAUUCUCAAGCUUCAAUCCCAAAACACAAUGUUGAAAAACCAAAACUGUAUUCUAAAUGCCAAUUUGUCGAAUCUUACGGAAAAAGUUGAUGGCUUGGAGGAGAAUCUCAAAUUGUUAUCAUCUCAACCUAAGGAAUCACCAAAACCUCCUACUACAUUAAUUAAAACUUUUGCUUCAGCUGUCGCCUCAACCAUCUCUGCUCCAGAAUCCCAAAUCACUUUCAUGCGAGCUGCCUCAUUGGCUAACUCUGAAGAUGCACGGAAAUCGAAUGUGAUCAUCAAAAAUAUCGACCUUUCGGAAGAAGCUAUUGAGAAAGCUGAAUUCGCCUCUAAAAUUGCCAAGGACUGUGGUACUUCGACGCCAUCGGUUUUUCGCAUACCUCAUCCGGCCAAAGGGCCGCCCAUUGUGCGCCUGGCAUUCAAGUCCAAGGAGGAAGCAAGAACUGUCCUCACCAAAUUCAACUCAAUCAAGGCUUCAAUACAGGGGUGCUUGAAUGCGUCUCCCCGCCCAGACCUCUCCAAACCAGAACUCGAGAAAUAUCGACAAUCCUGGAAAACGGUGAUCCAAAAGAACAACGAGGCAGGUCAAACCAUUUAUACGAACAAAGUCCUCCAACUCGAUCUAUGGUCUUCUAAUUCCAACAUCGAUAUUCUCUGUUUAGUGGAAACUAAAAUUGAUUCAAACUAUCCUGACUCCCUGCUAUCUCUUGAUGAAAAAUAUGCUGUAAUCCGGAAAGAUCGAAACAGACAUGGCGGAGGUCUAGCCAUACUAAUCAAGAAGCCUAUCAAUUAUACGGUAGUAUCACUUCCGACACAUCUUGAAUCCGUUGAAAUUCUAUCUGUGGAUAUCAAAAUACAUGGCAAAACUACAAGAUUAAUUGACCUUCGAGAAUCACUUAACAUACUCUUGUCAACUGAAAAUCCAUCUAUUAUCACUGGAGAUUUCAAUUGUGCCCAUGUUGAUUGGAAUUCAUAUACAGCAUCUGCAUCUCAAUGCCAGUCACUGUUGGACGUUUCGCUUUAUAAUGGCCUGACGCAAUUUGUACAAAAUCCAACAAGACUCGAACCACCAAAUAUAUUGGAUCUGGUGUUCACUAAUUCCAUGGACAUUAUUCGUGAUGUCAUU
Messenger RNA from Caenorhabditis briggsae, 1374 nucleotides. The annotation marks the transcript as partial. The transcript has 3 exons. Gene Ontology annotation, molecular function: catalytic activity. The record is from RefSeq and is a predicted model, not a curated record. NCBI's taxonomy places the organism in Eukaryota, Metazoa, Nematoda, Chromadorea, Rhabditida, Rhabditidae.